UAUACCUGCGAUUGUUUAAUUACAAAAAACAACAACAAUGACUAAUCGAAAUAAAUAUAUAUAUACACAACAAUUGGUUUCUAUUUUUCCUAUAUUGGAAUUCAGUGAAGACGAUGUAGACAUUCCUUUAAAGAAUCCAAGAAUAUCUUGGUUGGAUAUUGCUUUUCUUGUAUCUUCGAUUCUUAUGCAUAUUAUAGACAUGGGAUUUGAUAUAAAUCUUGUUGUAAGGUAUUUAAUAGCUGGGAAAAUAACAUAUUUUAUAUCUACAACUGCUUUUAUAUUUAUACCCUCAUUUAUAAAUGUUAUAAUUAGUAGAAGAAUGCAGCAUCAAGAUGACAAGAUAAAUUCUGUUCAAAAUCAGGCAGAAUCUAAAUGCAUACAUUCCAUGCUAACAAGAAAGUUAUGUUGCAUUAUAGUGAUUGCAUUUCAGUUAGCACCAGUACUUCGUUAUUGGCGAUUAUUGAUAUAUACACGAAAGGCUUAUAAGUUUCAAAAACAAAGUGAUAAAAAUGCUCAACGGACAUAUUACAUAAAAAUGCUUAAGGAAGAUCAAGAUGUUGCUUUAUUGAGAGUGUUUGAAUGCUUCCUAGAAGCAGCCCCUCAACAAGUUUUGCAAUUAACUAUAUUAUUGAAGGAUUACCAUAAUCAUAUUAAUUUUGAAUUUGUUCACCAAGUGGCUACUAUUCUUAGUUCACUUGUAAGUAUGGGAUGGGCUAUGGCUAGUUACCAUCGUAGUAUUAGAUUAGUUCAGCAAGACAAGUUUAAUAUUGGAAUUACUGGGACUGUUCUACAAUUUCUGUGGCACUUCUGUACAACAGUUUCAAGGAUAUUGUCAUUAAGCAUUGUUGCAAGUAUUUGGCCGUUAUAUACAGGAAUUGCUUGUAUUUUACACUGGAUAAGCAUGAGUUGUUGGAUCAUUAUAGAUUCACGUGGUAUAUUAGAGUUUUGUAGGAAUCAUAAUCGUGCACCACAUUGUCCUCCAAAAAUUAAAGAACGUAUUUGUUCAGUACUAUUUUCUAUGGUGAUUGGCAUUGUUCAUGUGUUUAUAUAUUUAAAAGCAGUAGACAAAAGCACACUUUUUAAACACGCAUUUUUUUAUGGAAUCUGUUUCCUUGAAAAUAUAAUAGCAACAGUACUAUGGACAUAUAUUUCUUCAGAUGAAGUGAAACAUGCUUGGUUCUUUCAUGUACUUAUUGUCUCCUGUAUUUUGCCUUUCAUAGUAGGCAUAACAGCCAUGUUUCUAUAUUAUUGUGUUUUUCAUCCUUCCAAAAAACAACUAAAUUCUGCAAAUACAUCAUCAUAGCCUAGUAAUAAUUUAUUCAGUAACAAAGUUUGAUUUUGGUUAAAAAUAUGUAAAGGAAAUUUAAUUAUUUAUUUCUUGUUUCUAUAUUGUACAGAUCUUACUUUUAGUUCUAAAGAGCAUUUACCUAAGUACAAUUUAUUGUACUCAUUUAUUUUGUUAUAUUUGUAAUUAAUAACUUAACUUAGGGCUCAAAUUGAAGUAUUACUAUUAAUGUAUAAAAUUUUAUAUUUGAAAGAGGAUAAGGUCUUGCCUAUGUUACACGGAUAAGAAAAGGUGCACAAUGAAAUUAUUAACACUGCCACAUUUAAUGAGGCUGAUAAAAUGACCUGACUAGAUAAUUACAGUUUAUAGCAUUUUUACUGUGCUCUCUGUAUAAUAUAUGUAUAUUAAAAAAUUAGUUUAAUUACAUUAAAAAUACUGAAAUCAUAAGUACACAUAUAAGAGUCAACCAGUUGGAAAAUGUAAUAUUUGAUGAUUGUAAUAUUUUUAAAUUUAAUGUCCAAAUUUUGUAUACAUUAUAUACUUUUUUUAAUAAAUGGAAUUAUCUCCAUUACAAUUGUGU
This is a messenger RNA of Nomia melanderi (Alkali bee), 1865 nucleotides long. RefSeq names its product XK-related protein 6. The record is from RefSeq and is a predicted model, not a curated record. NCBI's taxonomy places the organism in Eukaryota, Metazoa, Arthropoda, Insecta, Hymenoptera, Halictidae. Gene Ontology annotation, biological process: engulfment of apoptotic cell; apoptotic process involved in development; phosphatidylserine exposure on apoptotic cell surface. Gene Ontology annotation, cellular component: plasma membrane.